Molecule: messenger RNA, 609 nt
Organism: Monosiga brevicollis MX1
Lineage: Eukaryota; Choanoflagellata; Craspedida; Salpingoecidae
Exons: 5
Coding region: 1-609 (202 amino acids)
Molecular function (GO): protein binding
Source: RefSeq, a predicted model, not a curated record
AUGCUGAAGAAGGACAAGGUGCACGCCGAGCGUCUGGCCAAGCUCGCGGCUUCUGCCAACGCCCGCGGCGCUGCCCCCUUGCCCCCGGGCAUGGGCGGUGCUGCCGCUGCUCCGGCUCCCUCGGCUGCUCCCGCGGAGGUAGUCAAGUUCCGUGCCAUCGAGGGCUUCAAGAGCGACGAGGUUGAUUUUGAGAAGGGUGCCACCGUCUUUGUGGUUGGUGAGCCCGAUGCCUCGGGCAUGGUCCAAGCCGUCGCGGGUGGCAAGGCCGGCAAGAUCCCCAUGGACAAGCUCCGCAAGAUCACACACGAACUGCUCGAGGAGGAGCGCAAGCAACGCGAGAAGGAGAUUGCCGAGGCCCGUCAGGCCGAGGAAGACUCGCUGCGUGAGGAGAUGGAAAAGAUGAAGCUCGAGGGCCCGUCCAAGGGCUCUGGUGCCGCGGCGUCGGCAGCAGCGGAGAAGACGCCCGAGCAACUGGCGUACGAGGCUGAGCUUGAGAAGAAGUUUGAGGAAGAGGCAAGUCGCUCGGCCCUGCUGGAAGAGGAAGAGAAGCUCAAGGCCGAGGCAGCACGCAUCGAGGCCAUGCUUGCGGCGCUCGACGAAGAGGAUUAA